AAAUCUUCGAGAUUUUCAACUACACGAAGCUUCCGACAUCUACCAUCCUUUGGUCUUUUGCCAUCCUGCAAACUUUCACCAGAGUCGCGCUGGCACUGAACUCGGACAAACCACAACACGGAACGACAAACACAAGAUCAGCAACAAGAAGGACGCCCAAAAUGAAGAUUCCCGGCAUCGUUUCCCUCCUCUUCGGAGUCUCCGUUGGGGUUCUUGGCCAACCGGACUCGACCAAUGCCACCGACGUUAAUCUCGCACCUCGAGAUGUUGCUGUCCCGCAGCGCCACUCUAAGAACAUUCUGGAUAGCUGCCUCAACCACGAGUGGAUCCUUACAGUCCCCUUUAACUCCCCCGAUCAUUUCGACACAGACGUUGACGUCGUCUUGCAUGGCGAAUGCAAAGAAUCGUCGGGCGCGGGGUACGUCUGCAGCCGGCUCAAUCUGCACGCGUGUCUUGCGAACGAGGAUGGCAAAAUGGUCGGCCGUGUUCAGGGGCAGUUCCAGGACAGCUGCUUCGGCUGCCUCCUUGGGCAACCUGCCGAUAAUUCGUCUCUGAAUCUCGAAUGCAAUUGUCGUUCGAGACGCGACGGUCCCAAGAAGGGGCCUAGGCGUUGGGGUCGCACUGUGGUCAAUCUUGCCGACGUUUUGGAAAACCGAGACGGUCGCAUAUCAUGCUUCGAGGACCAGGGCUGGACCGUCCCUUGCUGAUGGCUGAUCAGCUUGAUCUCUGCUCAGCUAUCUGAGUUCCGGAGUAAUGCUGACUGGCAAGGCGGCCAAGACCAGAACCAUGCUUUCCCACACUCUAUGGAACUAGGGCUUUUAGGGAGUGAUUAUUCGCGUUGGAAUUUACAUGGUAGUCUUCUGUUACAUCGUGCUUUGAACUUGGGACAUUAGGGAAGUUGAAAUCAUCAGUUACUGUUAGGCUAGAGGGAAUA
Sodiomyces alkalinus F11 is the source of this 934-nucleotide messenger RNA. RefSeq lists its product as hypothetical. Bases 162 to 707 code for a protein of 181 amino acids. The transcript is spliced from 3 exons. The record is from RefSeq and is a predicted model, not a curated record. Lineage: Eukaryota; Fungi; Ascomycota; Sordariomycetes; Glomerellales; Plectosphaerellaceae.